AUGAUUAUUGUGCUUUUGCAAUAAAUAUGGUCUAAUAGUAACUUUAAAAUACAUUUUUGGAGUUAUUAUUUUUGUCCUUCCAUAAAUAAGUAAGUAAAUGACAAAUAAUGCUAAUUUUUUUAAAGAUUUAGCAUAAUUUAGAAUGAGAAUCAAGUAAUAACCUAGUAAAAUUACAAAAUUCUUACUUUUUUUGUCUAACAUAGUAUGUUUUAAUUUAGAAAAACUAUGUUUCCUAUCUCUUGCACUAAAGGAAAAAAGGAUUAACAAUCUCAAGAUUUGAGUUUAAGGUUUAAGAAAGUUUAAAAUAUCUAUAAUUUAGGCCAUUUUUAUCACUGA
Messenger RNA from Tetrahymena thermophila SB210, 336 nucleotides. RefSeq lists its product as hypothetical. The transcript has 2 exons. NCBI's taxonomy places the organism in Eukaryota, Ciliophora, Oligohymenophorea, Hymenostomatida, Tetrahymenidae. The record is from RefSeq and is a predicted model, not a curated record.